AGCAUUUUGCCAGCCUUGCCUCAACCUUUUCCUGGUCGUCUAUCACUGUCGCCUCGCCAACAUGAGUGCGGCUCAGCCGAACGAAGCGGAGAAGAACAUUGAGAUAUGGAAGGUCAAGAAACUCAUCAAGCGCCUGGAGAUGGCCCGAGGGAAUGGAACCUCGAUGAUCUCUCUGAUUAUUCGUAUGUCCUCCAUUCCCCGAAGGAUCAGAUAUCUAGAGCCGCGAAGAUGUUGGCCGAAGAAUUUGGCACUGCUUCAAACAUCAAAUCCCGCGUCAAUCGACUUUCUGUCCUUUCCGCCAUUACGUCCACUCAGCAGCGUCUUAAGCUGUACAACAAAGUUCCCCCCAAUGGCUUGGUCGUCUACUGCGGUGAAAUCAUCACAUCUGAGGGCAAGGAGCGCAAAAUCAACAUUGACUUUGAGCCUUUCAAACCAAUCAAUACUUCGCUUUAUCUCUGUGACAACAAGUUCCACACGGAAGCGCUCAGUGAGCUGUUGGAAUCGGAUCAGAAGUUCGGCUUCAUUGUCAUGGAUGGAAACGGCGCGCUUUUUGGCACACUCAGCGGCAAUACCCGAGAAAUCCUCCAGAAGCUGAGCGUCGACCUGCCAAAGAAGCACGGCCGUGGUGGUCAGUCAGCCUUGCGUUUCGCUCGUCUUCGUGAGGAGAAGCGUCAUAAUUAUGUGCGCAAGAUCGCCGAGUUGGCCGUGCAGAACUAUAUCACCAACGACAAGGUCAAUGUCGCUGGCUUGAUCUUGGCUGGUUCGGCUGACUUCAAGAACGAUCUGAAUCAAUCUGAUAUGUUCGACCAGCGAUUACAAGCCAAGGUCAUCAAAGUUGUGGACGUUUCUUACGGUGGUGAGAACGGCUUCAACCAGGCUAUCGAACUCGCCGCAGAGACUUUGAGCAACGUCAAAUUUGUCCAGGAAAAGAAGCUUAUUGGAAAGUACUUCGAGGAAAUCAGUCAGGACACCGGGAAGGUCUGCUAUGGUAUCGAUGACACUCUUAAAGCCUUGGAACUUGGCGCAGCGGAAACCCUUAUUGUUUUUGAGAAUCUUGAUAUUACUCGAUGGGUCCUCAAAAGCUCUAGCGGCUCGGACGUUGUUAUCCAUACCUCCAAGGCCCAGGAAGCCAAUCGUGAGAUGUUCAUUGAUAAGGAGACCGGAACUGAGAUGGAAGUCAGUGAGCAAACUUCAUUCCUUGAAUGGCUCGCGGAAAAUUACAAGGACUUCGGCGCAGCGCUCGAGUUCGUCUCCGAUAAAUCAACUGAAGGAAAUCAAUUCGUGAAGGGUUUCGGUGGAAUCGGCGCGAUGCUUCGUUACAAGGUCAACUUCGAACAACUUGCUGACUUCGAAGAUGAGGAUGAAUUCUACGACGAUUGACGGUUUCGCAGCCUCGCAGAGAGCGAGGAUGCACGCCCAGAAGCUCUCAAACCUGAUCUUCUGACGGCUCGCCCCGUGAUUCGUGAAGGCGGCUCCCACGGCAACCCCAUGGCUCUAGUAGCAUUCACCAUGACAUUGCCUGUGCAAGUAUCUUGAAGCUGCCCAUAGCAGGGCCAUCCAAGCUCCGCAUUAUGAUAACCCAUGUUAAUCGGGCAGUCUUCGAUGCCGCCAGACCUGACCACUGGAAAACAAUGAUAGGCUGUCCUAUCGCCUCUGGCGAUGCUCACCGAUGACUGCCGAG
Messenger RNA from Aspergillus uvarum CBS 121591, 1681 nucleotides. Its product is annotated as translation termination factor eRF1. The transcript has 5 exons. NCBI's taxonomy places the organism in Eukaryota, Fungi, Ascomycota, Eurotiomycetes, Eurotiales, Aspergillaceae. Gene Ontology annotation, cellular component: cytosol; translation release factor complex. Gene Ontology annotation, biological process: cytoplasmic translational termination. The record is from RefSeq and is a predicted model, not a curated record. Bases 229 to 1380 code for a protein of 383 amino acids. Gene Ontology annotation, molecular function: sequence-specific mRNA binding; translation release factor activity, codon specific.